GGAAAAAUUUGUUUAGUAAAUUAAAAGUGGAUAAGAAGAAAUGUUUUAAAGGGAUUAAAAUAAUAUAUUGAAGUGAUAAAGAAAAUAAUAAUAAUUUAAAAUAAGUCUCAAACACAUUAAACAAUAUAGGAACAAAUAUAUUUUAAAAAAUGAGUGAAAGCUCGGUGGAUGUACCGGAGACCGUGGAGCAGGCAUCAACUGUAAAUGAGUCAAAACAUAAAAAUGAAGUAGCUAAAGGUGAUAUGCAAAAUUCUCCCACUUUAACUAAUAUAGAAUUAGUUAAUGAAGAAAAAUCAUCUGUGCUAGAAGACGAAGUGGAUAAGAGCCAAUCGACUGCUUCUUUAGAAUCCAAAAUUGAAGUGCUACGAGAAAACACGGAUCCUUUAAGAGAAACGCAACAAACAUUAGAAUCCACUACUGAUGAAAUAACUAAAAUAAACUCAAACAAAGAAGAAGAGCAAUCACAGUCCACUUCCUCACCUUUAGACACACAAAUUAAACAGGCACAAAGUUCAAGAACUGAUGUAGAAUCAGAAAACAUUGCUGAAACAUUAAAAACGAAAACAUCCAAUGAACAAGAAAAUUCUAACACUAUGGCCACUGCGGUAAAAUGUGUUGGUAAAACUAAGAAUGAAGAUUAUAAAAAAGCAAAUACCAAGGAUGAAUAUGCCGAGCAUGUUACCUACAGAGAGGAUGGCACUGCUAUUUAUACUGAUCCAAAAACUAAUUUUCAAUACAAAUGGUGUACCAAAGAAAAUAACUGGAUAGCAUACGAUACAACUACCUCCACAAAUCCAUAUGAAAAUGAGCAUUAUAAAUGGUGCAGUGAAACUCAGAAAUGGAUACCUAAACAGACACAAGUAACCGAAACCGAACAUUACAAAUGGGAUGCAGAAAAAAAUCAGUGGGUAGCAAAAAUUAAAGAAACUGCUGCCACAACGGGUCUAACGAAUCCAGCGGAAAUUGUGUAUGAAAUUGAUGAAAAUGGUCAACGUACUUAUACCGACAAAGAUGGUACAGUUUUCUUUUGGGAUGUCGAAAAGAACGCCUGGUUUCCCAAAAUCGAUGAUGAUUUUAUGGCACGCUAUCAAAUGAGUUACGGAUUCAUUGAUAAUACUAGUGAAAGUGAAAGGGAGAAAGAAAAACUUGAGCUAGAAGCGGCUGUGCAAAAAGAAAAAGAAUUAGCCCGAAUGGUGGAGGAAGCCAAGGCAAACGAAGAAGCCUCAAAAGAGGCCGCCAAACAAGGCGUCAAGCGUAAACAACCGCAAGAGCCACCCAAAUGGUUUGAUAUAGAUCCUUCUCAAAAUACAAAAGUUUAUGUAUCCAAUUUACCUUUGGAUAUAACACUAGAUGAAUUUGCUGAAGUCAUGAGUAAAUGUGGCAUGAUAAUGCGUGAUCCUCAGACUCAAAAAUACAAAUUAAAAUUGUAUACCGAAUCAGAUGGUCAAAUCAAAGGAGAUGGUUUAUGUGAUUAUAUUAAGGUCGAAUCAGUUGACUUGGCUUUGAAUAUUCUAGACGAGUAUGAUCUUCGAGGCAAUAAGAUACGAGUGCAAAGAGCACAAUUUCAAAUGAGAGGCGAAUAUAAUCCGGCACUAAAGCCCAAACGAAAAAAGAAGGACAAAGAGAAAUUGGCUAAAAUCAAGGAAAAACUUUUUGAUUGGCGUCCGGAAAAAAUGCGCGGAGAAAGAUCUAAACAUGAAAAAACAGUAAUUAUCAAAAAUCUCUUCCAUCCGGAAUUGUUCGAAAAGGAAGUACAAUUGAUACUGGAUUAUCAAAAUGAUUUAAGAGAGGAGUGCAGCAAAUGUGGCACCGUACGCAAAGUUGUAAUAUAUGAUCGACACUCGGAAGGUGUAGCUCAAGUUAAUAUGUCAUCCCCAGAAGAAGCUGACUUGGUAAUACAAAUGAUGCAUGGCAGAUUUUUUGGUAAACGCCAAUUAACGGCUGAACAUUGGGAUGGCAAAACUAAAUAUAAGGUCGAAGAAACCGAAGAGGAAAUACAGAAACGUUUAAAUAAAUGGGAUCAAUAUUUGGAAACAGAGGAGAAUAAAAAAUCGAAUUUGCAGGAGGAAGAAACUAAGAAAGUAGAAAAUACUGAAUCACAAGAUUCAGUACGGCAGCCUUAUAGUGAAACAGUAAAACGUGAAGAGUUGCUAGACCAUACAGCGACGUCUAAUACUGAAGAAACCCAAAAAGAUGGAACCACUUUCGAUGCGAUCUGAAGGAAAAUCUAAACAAAAGUUAAAAAAACCUGUAGACAGGUUUAAAAAGCAACUUGAGAUUUGAAUUUAAUAAAUAGCAUGAAAUUAUACAUUAAA
Messenger RNA from Lucilia cuprina (Australian sheep blowfly), 2315 nucleotides. RefSeq lists its product as uncharacterized. Gene Ontology annotation, cellular component: U2 snRNP; U2-type spliceosomal complex. NCBI's taxonomy places the organism in Eukaryota, Metazoa, Arthropoda, Insecta, Diptera, Calliphoridae. Gene Ontology annotation, biological process: mRNA splicing, via spliceosome. Gene Ontology annotation, molecular function: RNA binding. The record is from RefSeq and is a predicted model, not a curated record. The transcript has 7 exons. The coding region runs from base 150 to 2219 and encodes 689 amino acids.